AUGAACAACCAUCUUGCUCUCAACAACAACGACUCCCUGCAGAACUGGCAGGGAGACCCCACCCAGUUCUAUAAACAAAAAUUUAACCCGCCCAUAUAUCCACCACCACCGCCCUCCAGAUCAUCCUCAUCCUCCAUCUCCAGGAAGAGAGCAAAAUUGGGGUUCCACAAACAACCCGUCGUCCCCCAAAGAACAGUCUGCUCUAGUACAAAAUUCUCCAUAAGGGGCCGCUACAAGAUUAUCAAAGUCCUAGGGAAGGGUUCCUAUGGUGUGGUAUGUUCCGCCAUGGAUAAUAAAAACCCAGCAAAUGCAUACCCUGUGGCCAUCAAGAAAGUUACCAAUAUCUUCCAGAAGGAGAUCUUGCUAAAGAGAGCUAUUAGGGAAUUGAAAUUUAUGAACUUCUUCCAAGGACAUAAGAAUAUCGUUAAUUUGAUAGAUUUGGAAAUCAUAAAUGAAAACUCACCAUACGAUGGAUUGUAUUGUUACCAAGAGUUGAUCGAUUACGAUUUGGCCAAGGUUAUUCAUUCCUCCAUCAAAUUGACAGAGUUCCAUAUCCAAUACUUCAUGUACCAAAUUUUAUCAGGUUUGAAAUAUAUUCAUUCCGCUGAUGUCAUUCAUAGAGAUUUGAAACCGGGGAAUAUAUUGUGUACGUUGAAUGGGAAUUUGAAAAUUUGCGAUUUUGGCUUGGCAAGAGGUAUUAACCCCAAAUUUUAUAAUGAUAAUGGUAACUUGGCAAGUCCUAAAUUACACGAUAUUACAAAUUACGUGGCGACAAGAUGGUAUAGGGCCCCGGAAUUGAUAUUAUCUCAUAAGAUGUAUACAAAGGCAAUAGACCUGUGGUCAGUGGGGUGUAUCCUGGCUGAAUUUUACGGAAGGAGACCUAUAUUUAUGGGUCAUGACACGUUACACCAAGUUUAUGAAAUUGUGAAAAUAUUGGGUCCACCAUCACAACGAUUAUUGUCUCAAUUCGCCUCCGUGAAAGCUUACAAUAUAUUCAAUAAUAAUUUAGCCAAAUUACAUUGGAAUUCACCAAUUGAUUGGAAAACAUUAUAUCCAGAAGCAUCUAAUUCAUCCAUUCACUUAUUACAAAAUUUAUUGAAAUGGAAUCCCAGGGAAAGAUUUGAUGUGGAGCAAGCAAUUACACACCCAUUCUUAAAUGAGGUAAGAACUCCCAUGGAUGAACCAGUUCAUAUGCUAGGACCUUUUGAUUUUUCUUACGAAUUUAAAUUGAAUUCAAUGGAAAUAUUGAGAUCAUACUUAAAGGAGGAAGUGAAGAAGUUUAGACAGAAUAGAAAUUACAUUUAUAAUGACUAA
Molecule: messenger RNA, 1314 nt
Organism: Naumovozyma castellii
Lineage: Eukaryota; Fungi; Ascomycota; Saccharomycetes; Saccharomycetales; Saccharomycetaceae
Gene: SMK1
Product: mitogen-activated protein kinase SMK1
Exons: 1
Coding region: 1-1314 (437 amino acids)
Source: RefSeq, a predicted model, not a curated record